This is a messenger RNA of Diabrotica virgifera virgifera (western corn rootworm), 16516 nucleotides long. RefSeq names its product cAMP-dependent protein kinase type II regulatory subunit (gene Pka-R2). Bases 523 to 1695 code for a protein of 390 amino acids. Gene Ontology annotation, cellular component: cAMP-dependent protein kinase complex. The record is from RefSeq and is a predicted model, not a curated record. Gene Ontology annotation, molecular function: cAMP-dependent protein kinase regulator activity. Gene Ontology annotation, biological process: regulation of protein phosphorylation. The transcript is spliced from 5 exons. NCBI's taxonomy places the organism in Eukaryota, Metazoa, Arthropoda, Insecta, Coleoptera, Chrysomelidae.
CCGAGUUCGUACCGUGUCAGUCGAUCAUUAAUCAUUGAUUGUGGUGUAUGAGGAAAUUAGCGGGUGCUCUUUGCUAGUUUUAAACGAAAUGAUAAAAUGCAGUACCGCAAUUGAAUAUAUUUGUAAAAAAUAGCCAACCGGAUUUUUAGGAAUUAUUAGAAUAACACAUUUUAACAACCUCCAUUUUAGUGAAGUGCUGGCUGGGGUUAAUUUUUGUACUGGCGUAUCGAUAUUAACUGCGGGCUUAAACAACUGAAUGGUGCUAAUAAAUUUGACAUUAAACUCGUUAAGUGAUAUGUUAAAAAUGAAGAAUUGCGUUUAGAUUAUUCUUCGAACUAGACUAUUCGAUUAGGAAUUGCGGUAUUGUGCGUAAGCUGUAAUUAAUAUAACUGGAUAGAUAUCUUCAAAUUUUUGUAUAUAUUUAUAUAAACGGUGCUAAAAACGAGCUUGCCGUUUCGUCAAUACAUUUCGAGUGUUUACAUAUUUACCGUAUUGAAUAACCGGCAGUAAAGUAGAUCGAAAAUGAGUCGCGGACACGCAGGACCCCGUAUUCACGUUCCAGACGAAUUAAGAGAAGUACUCCUCGAAUUUACAAUUAGUUAUUUACUGGAACAACCUGGAGAUGUUAUUAGUUACGCCGCCGAAUAUUUUACGCGCUUGAGGGAAACCCGGGUGACAUCCAGAGUGUAUGAUGAAGCUGCUGCCUCGCAGGAGGAAUUGGUAUCACCUGACGAAUCCGUAAUGUCCAAAGAUGAAGAACCUUCAAUCCGGUUUGCUGGUAGGCGUAAAUCAGUGUUCGCAGAAACUUACGAUCCAGAAGAGGACGACGACGAUGAUGAUGGCGCCAAGUUGGUGUAUCCAAAAUCUGAUGAGCAACGUCAGAGAUUGGCCACUGCUGUUAAAAACAUAUUGCUGUUCAGAUCUCUGGAUAAAGAUCAAAUGAACGAUGUCUUGGAUGCAAUGUUCGAAAGAGUGGUCAAAAAGGAUGAAUUGGUAAUCAAACAAGGAGAUGACGGCGAUAAUUUUUAUGUAAUUCAAAGUGGAACUUUCCAUGUGUUUGUCGCACCAGAUCCAUCGAAAGAACCCAAUCAUAUUCACACUUACGAAAAUAGUGGCAGCUUCGGAGAGUUGGCGUUGCUCUACAACAUGCCCCGUGCAGCUACGGUCAAAGCAAAUAGCGAAGGUUCCCUUUGGGCUAUGGAUAGGCAGACCUUCAGAAGAAUCGUUCUCAAGUCUGCGUUCAAAAAGAGGAAGAUGUACGAAGCGUUGAUAGAAAGUGUUCCGAUGCUUAAAACUCUUCAGCCUUACGAACGUAUGAAUCUUGCUGAUGCAUUGGUACCUAGAGUCUUCUACGAUGGAGAUAGGAUUAUCAAACAGGGCGAUGCAGCGGACGGUAUGUACUUCGUAGAACAAGGUGAAGUGGCCAUUAGUGUUUUAGACGAUAGCGGUAAAGAGGUAGAGAUCAAUCGUAUUAGUAAAGGAGGUUACUUUGGAGAGCUGGCAUUGGUUACACAUCGUCCUAGAGCUGCUUCUGCUUAUUGCGAUGGAGAAGUUAGAUGUGCAUUUUUGGACGUGGAAGCAUUUGAACGUUUGUUGGGUCCUUGCAUGGAGAUCAUGAAGCGCAACAUUACUGACUACGAAGAACAAAUGCUCAAAAUAUUCGGCUCAAAGCAAAACAUUAGGGACAUCCGAUGAAGGAAGACUAGUAGCGACCACCUCUGACAAUAGCCCUAUUAGCUUUUUGUUUCCAUUAGAUGUCAGCAAGUAACAAUCUACUGUUCGGCAUGAAGGAUGCAAACCAAAUAAAAUCAAACAUCUGGGGCUGUAAGUUUUGUAACCUUAUUCGGAGGAUGGAAUAGUCUAGUCAUUGUAUAUAAGUAAUAACACUUAAAAAACUAUGUUAUGAAUCUUGGUACCAAGUCCCUCGUGCUUUAUUGUUCGGUGUAGGACAACGGGUUAUCUGCUGGUAAGAAAACCUGUUGAAACAACAUAAUUUUAUCAGCCAUUUUCGAUGUUGUGAAUUUUCUCUGCCUAUGUGUGAAUCCCGGUUGACUGUAAAUGUUAUCUUUUUUUUGUUUUUUAGGGUGACUAUACAGAGUUACCUUAUCCAACACACAAUCUUAGAUAAGUUGUAAUAUUACAGAUAUUAUUUAUUUUUAUUUUGUUGAUUUUGUAGGUAUUAUUUAUAUACACGGCACUGGUCGUGUCUAGGAUUCUGGCAAGAUUAGAGAAAAUUAUUUUAAAAUAUAGAUAUAAUAAUAAAUUGCUCCGGCUCUAAAGCUGGUCUAUUAGUAAACUGGUAGCUGGGUAUAUUUACACAAGUUGAGUAUUCGAACUGAGCUGUAGAAAGAAAUUGCAGGAAAGAGUGUUAAGGGAUGAAUAUUUAAUAAAAAAAGCUCAAUGUGAUAAAGCAAUAGUACUUUAUAUAAUCAAUUGCGUUGUAUGAAAUUCAAAUGGGUUUCGGUUAUAUUUAUUUUUUUUUAUAAAAAAUCGAUGCAUGUUGAAACGAGGUACAAAGAUAAUGUAAUUGUGUAUUAUUAGCAUGUGACUUUUUGUGUAAUAACUGUAGAUAUUCUGGUUAUUUGUUCCUAAUGCAAUAAGACAGGUGUUAAAAGAGACUAAGAAUUCUUGAAGUUGUUCUGGUAACAAUUUAUUUUGUGUUUUUUUUUAGUCUUUUAGCUUUUUCAUUUAAGUUAAUGAUUUUUGGUAUUGGUAAAAUUCUAUUAGUAGGUAAACUGAAGUAUCAGCUUUUCAUCUCAACAACAAGCUGGCAAACAGAGAAUUGCGAGUGUAUUUUAAUAACAAGCUGUUGAAACACAAUAAAUACCCGAAAUACCUUGGAGUUACUCUAGACAGAACGUUCACAUUCAGAGAACACCUGACGAGAACAGCAGCAAAAUUGAAAACACGUAACAAUAUAAUACAGAAACUCUGCGGCACUACAUGGGGGUCCACAGCAUCAACUUUAAGAUCCUCUGCUCUUGGCCUGAUAUAUCCGGUGGCAGAAUACUGUGCACCAGUGUGGCUAAAUAGCAGGCAUACCCACCUGGUCGACACUCAACUAAACAGUGCUAUGCAUAUGAUAACAGGCACAAUUAAGCCCACCCCUACAAUGUGGCUACCUACCCUUAGUAAUAUAGCAACACCCAACUUAGGCCGCGAACAUGCAUUGGUUAAAGAAUAUAACAAAAUAAUGGACAGUCGCCAGCUUCUAGUCCACAACGACAUCCCCGAUAUUCUUGAAAACCGUCUCCGAUCCAGGUUACCCCCUCUACAACCUGCUCAAGCGCUGCAGCAAUCCAACUUUGACUUAAAUACCCGAUGGAGAGAAAAUUAAGAAAGUAGACAGAUCCGCAUUACCAUAGUCUACCGGACAUCACAGAAAAACCUGGCGAAUUUGAACGUCCCCGUAAGAUUUGAGCAGCCCUUAAUCGAAUUCAAACAAAUUGUGGAAGAUUCGCCGACUCCCUCUACAGAUGGGGUAAACUUCCCUCGCCUUCUUGUGACUGCGGCGCUGCAAGACAGACGAUCAGUCACAUUGUUCAGGACUACCCACGCAGAGCAUACACAGGCGACCCUAUAGACUUUGUAAUGGCAACCGAAGGGUCAAUCGAAUAUAUAAAAAAACUGGACAUCUGUUUGUGAUGCAUUGUAUAAUGCAUAAAUCUAAAUAUAUAUUCUUUGAUGUACUUAUGUCAUACGCUAAAUAAAAAAAUAAAUAAGUAGGUAAAAAGCUAUUGGUAAAAUGAUUUGACUUUGUAAUGAUAUGCCUUCAGCACAUCGACAGCAGAGAACCGUUCGCGUCUCGACAUCCGCGCCCGAUACCUCACUCAUUUCCACUUCUUCUCCGAAGCAUUCGAGGUAGGGCAGCCUAGAGCCUAUUUAAGGAGACUACCGGACGAGGAUAAGCAGUCUUGCGGCGACAAGUCUUAGACUCCCUGACCAACUAGAACUACCCGUCACAACAUCUUCUGUAUAGAGAUGUUGGCAACCACAUUGGCCCAUCUUAUUCUAUACACAGCAGCUCAAAAUAGAUCUUCUUCUUCUUCUUAGCCUUCUAUCGUCCACGUUUGGACAGAGGCCUCUCCCAACUCCUUCCAUCGGUCUCUAUCCUGAGCAACAUAUUUCCAAUUCGUUCCGGCUACCCUUUUUAUAUCAUCAACCCACCUCAUCUGUGGUCUUUCUCUCGGUCGUUUACUUUGGUAGGGUCUCCAAUGGUGUACUGUUGCAUUCCAACGUUGGUAUUUUUGUCUAGCAGUGUGGCCUGCGAAGCUCCAUUUAAGUUUGGCAACUUUUGUUAUGGCCUCGACUUUUGUUUUUGAACUUACCCAGUCGUUCCUCUUUUUAUCUGACAGUCGUAUACCUAACAUUGCUCUUUCCAUUGCUCUUUCUUUUGUGGCUAGUUUAUUCAUAUUUGCCUUGGUUAGGGUCCAGGUUUGACAUCCAUAUGUCAUGAUAGGAAGGAUGCACUGGUUGAACACUUUGCUCCUCAAAUAUUGGGGUAUUUUGCGGUUCUUAAGUAUCCAACUAAGUUUUCCAAAUCCUGCUCAUGCUAGUCUUGCUCUCCUAGUAAUUUCCGCACUUUGGUUCUCUUUGUCAAGUUUCAGGAUUUGGCCUAGGUAGAUAUAUUCCUGGACUUUUUCUAUCUCACUGCCAUUUAUAGUUAUACGUCUGGGGUCAUACGUGUUUGUCAUUAUUUUGUUUUUCUCAUGUUCAUUUUCAGGCCGACGUAUUGGGAGCUGCCUGCGAGUUCCUCCAUCAUCAUUUGCAGUUCCUCGAAUGAGCUCGCUAUAAUCACAAUGUCGUCAGCGAAUCUGAGGUGGUUUAGCUUCUUGCCAUUAACGUUAAUGCCAUAGGUUGACCAAUUUGUCGUUUUGAAGACGUCUUCUAGGGCUAGGUUGAAAAGCUUUGGCGAUAUUACGUCUCCUUGUCUCACGCCUCUCUUAAUGGGGAUGGGAUUUGUAUUUUCGUCUAGUUGUACUGUCAUAGUUGCAUUUUCAUAUAUUAUGUAUAUUAUGUAUUAGCUGUCUAUAUCUCGAAUCUAUUCUACAAUUAUUAAUAGCUUGUCCUAUGGCCCACAUCUCGAUACUAUUAAACGCCUUUUCAUAGUCUACGAAGGCAAGAAAUACGGGUAGUUGGUAUUCAUUUGCCUUCUCUAUCAAUGUUCUCAUUGUCAGCAGAUGGUCUGAUGUACUAUAUCCUUUGCGGAAGCCAGCCUGUUCCACUGGUUGGUAACUGUCCAUUUUGUAGGUCAACCGGUUUUUAAUAAUUCUCAUAAAUAGUUUGUAUACUUGACUGAGCAACGAUAUAGGUCUAUAAUUCUCUAGGUCACAUUUGUCCCCUUUUUUGUGUAAAAGUAUUACUAGAUUUUCGUUCCAGUCUUUAGGGAUCUUGCUGUUAUGGAGACAUUUAUUAAAUAGGAUGUGGACUGUUACUGUUUUGCUUGUUUUCAAAAUAGAUCAGGUGACGUUAAACCAGUCCACUUCCUAAGAUUGGUCAGCCAGGAUAUACGUCUACAACCAGUGCCUCUCUGGCCCUCAAUCUUGCCUUGCAGAAUCAACUGUAGAAGUCGGUAUUUAUUAUUACGCAUAAUGUGGCUAAAGUAGACCAAUUUUCUGUUCCUUACGGUGUUAAUCAUUACGGAGAAUAGUUAUGUUAGUUGUGUGGUGUGUAUAUGAGACCCUCAACAACGUCGGCAGCACGACAUUUCAAACGCCUCUAAUCGUUUUAUGAUAGGAGGAUGAGGACACUAAACACAGCCUUUAAAAUUCGGCAAUCCUGAUUCAUCCACUGUUAAUCAUGCUGCCAUAUUUGAUCGCUAGUCUCACGUCACUAGGAUAUAUAUUGAAACAUCCCUUUUAUGCCUUGUCUAAUCUCGGCUCGGCUCUAGGAUCUAUCGCCGAUAGUAAACACCAAAUUAAAGAUAAAACUUUAUUUCUCUAACUACACUCUAUACCCGGGAGACCUUAAAUGUCUACUUAAUUACGUAGCUUUACUGUCCGAUUCGUUUGACGGUUGAAUUGAUAAGCAUAUGAUGAUGAGACUACAUGUUAACUGUUCGAAUUGACUCGACUGAAUGUAUUUUUAUAGCCACAUCUUGACUGUUUGAACUGACUCGAAGGAAUGAUUCUAAUGUAUACUCUUUCUUAGCGGCAAGAUGAAUUGGGUCAACCCACGCGUCUGACAAACAAAGGAUUUUAUUUAGUCAGCAAACUUAAUAUGGAAUUGCCCAAAUUAUUGUUUACGAUUUGCAAUUAGUUAACGAAAUUAGUAGCCCGCACAUGUGUAAAUAUAAUAACAAAUUGAGUUCAUGUGAUAUACGGGGUGAUAAAUACUGUUUAAUAUCGGAUAUGAAUCAUGAAUAUUUGAGAUUAAACAGCAUGCUGCUAAUAUUUGGCUCUGAGGGUGGACAACUGGAGAAGAGCAGCUAGAGACAGAGAUACUUAGAGGCGGAUGCUGGGAAAGGCCAGGGCCCGACUUGGGCUGUAGCGCCGUAGGAGACAAUAUUUGGCUCUAGGAAAGCCAGUCACAGCCAAUAUUCUGCAUUAUAUGUUAAACAUCUAUGUCUUUUCACAUGUAAACGAUUCAGACAAAUACAACAUUUAACCUAGUUCAAUGGUGAUCUUAGAUUUCGACUGGGCUGUAUUUGUGUCAUAUUGUUAAACGGAUUUUUAAAUUGGUCUCUUCCUAUUAUUAAUGCAAUGGCAAUCCUUAUUUCAAUUGUUCCAUUCCUAAUCAAACUGAACCUAAUUUGAGCACCGAUCGGAUCGCGUGGGAGUGAAAAAAUCUUGAAGACCGAGGAUGUACCACCAAGUAGGCAUGUGAGACAGUGUAAUACUUCAAACGUCAUUUACAGAACGCCAACUGCCAAACCUCUAAGUAAACGGGCAAACGUCAUUCAUCAACUGUCAUACGUCAACUGCCAACCAUCGGGUCAUUCUUUCUCUAUGUCUAAAUCUAAUUUGUCAAAUGUUUACUUUCAGCUUUAGUGUUAUCCAUCAUACCCAUAGUGUGUCAUAUUGUUAAACGGAUUUUUAAAUUGGUCCCUUCCUAUUAUUAAUGCAAUGGCAAUUCUUAUUUUAAUUGUUCCAUUCUUAAUCAAACUGAACCUAAUUUGAGCAAGGAUCGGAUCGCUUGGCAGUUAAAAAAUCUUGAAGACCGUUUAUGUACCACCAAGUAGGCAUGUGAGACAGUGUAAUACUUUAUAUAGAACGCCCUGGCAAACCUCAUAAGUUAACGGGCAAACCUCAUUCAUCAACUGUCAUACGUCAACUGCCAACCAUCGGGUCAUUCUUUCUCUAUGUCUAAAUCUAAUUUGUCAAAUAUUUACUUUCAGCUUUAGUGUCAUCCAUCAUACCCACUUCCGUCGAUGAAAAAGUGUCUACUCUCUGGUUGUCAAAAGUUAUUCAUGGCUCUCAGCUCGAGCAAUGGAUAGUAUUAAUGGAAAUAAGCCUCUGGAUGAGUCACUGAUAUGAAUUGUAUAAUUAUGUAUUGUUAAAGGCAAAUAUAACCAGUGUUGACAUAUAGAUCGGAGACAUGGACCAUCUCCAAGGCAGAUGAAAACCUGCUUAUAUUUGAACGAAGAAUCCUGAGAGGAAUAUUCGGUUGCAUCUGUGAAAGUGGUAUUUGGAGGAGGAGGUACAACUACGAGGUAUACCACAGAUAUAAACAUUUGGUGGUAAAGACGUAGUAUCUCUUAUAAGAAUAGGAAGACUAAGAUGGACAGGACAUCUAACAAGAUCACAGUAUAACAACCCUCCUAGAAGAAUCCUUAUGUCACAACCUGUGGGAAGUAGAAAUAGGGGUAGACCAAAACUUAGAGGGAAGGAUGGUGUAGAUGAGGAUGGGAGAAAAAUAGCAAAAAUAGCAAACUGGCAACGUUUGGCAAUGGAUAGGACUGACUGGCGUAAUAGACUUGGGAAGGUCGAGGCUCUUUCAUAGGGCUGUAGCACCAUUGAUGAUGAUGGUUGUUAAAGGCGAUGAACAAGCUUCUCCUUGAUGUACCUAUCCGUGACGAAUGUUGUCGAUCAUCAUGGCAAUCUUUAUCUUUAUCUUCUGUAGAAGCGCGGAAAAGCUGUAUAGAUAUUGUGUUAAACCAGGUUCUGAGGUUCUUUAACCAGGGUCCAGGAUGUUCUGUUUCUUCCUGCACCUCGCAUUAAAUGCCUCGCUAUUCAUAACAUGCAUCGAUUUGUAUUUUAUUUUUCAUUUUUUGGCACUUUAAUCAUAUGUUAAAUUUACUGCUUCGUUAAUGUCAGUGCUUUCGUGAGUUUCAGUCUCUGUAAUGUUCUAUGCCACGACCAAAUCUUCUUAUAUUUUGUGUUUGUGGGUACUGUUCUUAGAAAUUUCAAGACGACGGGAUAUUUCGCGUUCGCAGUCUCUAUUUUCUGAUAUAAUAAUGGCCAGCUAGAAAGAGCCAACGAUGCGCAUGAUUCUUGAUAGUCGUACAUUUUUUGCUUUGGUUUCUUACCUGUCAUUUUUGUCUUAAAACGUUCUUGGGGCCGAACAUUACUUCGAUUUCAUGGAUUAGUUCUUAUAGCACUCCUCAGCCGACUCUACCGUCCCAUAUACAUACAAUUCUUAGAAUUUAGCGCUUUAAUAUUUGUAGUUUUUUUUUCUCCCAUGUUUCAAAUCCUGUUUCAAAUCCAAUGGUCUAAUUGUAGUAUUACAUUUAUAAUUUUUAAAUUGCUUAAUCCAUAUUCAGGUUUUAAUAUUCCCCGAAGUCCGAAAUAGGGCAAUAAAUCACGAAAUAUGUAUAAUUAAAACCAAUUUUUCCUGCUGCAGAAUUUCCUUUAUUUGAUUUUUAAAAUAUAUGGAUAUCGUGCCAAAAAAUAACCUCCAAUUUCAAUACAUAAUUAAACAUGUUGAAAAAAAGUAACACAAAUGAAAUUGACUUUAUUUUAACUUACUUCUGCAUAAAAUUCUUUAUGUAUUACUCUUCAAGAAUAGGAAUGAGUUUCGAAAUUUUGACGAGUGGCGCAGAGAGCAAACAAGAGAAAGUAUUCGAAAAGAAAGAGUUGCGUGAACACCGGGACUCGCCUACGUGAUUUUAAGGCUCUAUGCACAUUUGCUUGUGUUCAAGCUGCGCGCCCGCUGCUAGCAAGCUGCGGGCGAUCGCUGGCGAUUCAGUAGUACAUGAGUUGAAUUUAUUCACUGCACAGUCGCGUGCACGCCGCGGGUCAGCUCAAUGUGCAGUGAAUAAAUUUAACUCAUGCACUGCUGAACCGCCAGCGAUCGCCUGCAGCUUGCUUGCGGCGUGCACGUGGCUUGAAAACACACAAAUGUGCAUCGCGCCUUAAAUGUAGUUCACUCGUUUACAGUGCGAGUUUAACUUCUCCUACUAAGAUAAUUUCUGGUUAUUUUGCUACGCAUCAAGUGGACGAAUUUUCAAAGUCAUUCCUAGCUUUGACUAAGUGUAUCUACUUUAUACUUUUAAAUUGUUGCUCAAUUAGUUAUAACAAUCAAAAACUAUAAUCGCUAUGAGUUUUAGAUAAACAAUUUUAGUAGUAUUGCUUUAUUGGUAAUUCAUGUGCAAUAUUUAGACCUAAAUAAUAAAAUCUGUGCCUAAUAAAAAAAUUUCGGGAAUAAAAUUAAUAAAUACUACAAUAAUUUUCCAUCAUUAAUUUAAUAGUCCUGGAUCCCGUGUACCAAAGAAAACUAAAAAUUUGUUUAUAGCUUAACGGUGUCAAUUAGCACAAACUUUGAUGUAUGUGAACACUGGAACAGGGGAAGCUUUAAUUGCGGAACGUGAUAGACGUGUCAUCCUGGCAAGUUUAUGAUUGUGAAAACUAGCAGGUUGUUUUUAAGUGUAUUCAAUAGCCAACAUUAUAAUAUAACGUUGGCUAUUGAAUGAACUUAAAAAGAACCUACUAGUUUUCACAGUCAUAAACUUGUCAGGAUGACUAUCACGUUCCACAAUUAAAGCUUCCCCUGUUCCAGCGUUCCCGUACAUCAAAGUUUGUCCGACUCGGCACCGUUAGUCUAUGAACAAAUUUUCAGCUUGCUAUUAAUAAACUUUUUUGAUACGCGGGAUCCAGGACCAUAACUUAAGAGCAAUUAUAGUGAAACGAACUGCCAUAAUUUUAUUGUUUUUAAUUUUGUUGUUGUUUUUAAAUAUUUAUUAUUAUAAUUUUGUGUUAUGAACUAUUGCUAGGGACUUAGCAAAAAUUUUAAAGUAAUUUAAAAAGCAACGUCCAUUAUACUUUUUUUAGGAAGAAGUCCGUUUCCUAAGCGAGUAUUAUUAUUUUUAGUUAACUCUAGUCCACUAUAGGAAUCUCUUGUACAAUUACUGAAGAAAAAACUCUGUAUACUCACUCUCAAAAAGUGGUUACACUGUUUCCUGUUUUUAUUUAUUGAAUUCCUUUAACUAAAUAAACAUGUAAUGAAUCUCGACGUUAUUGUUAUGUUCCUUGCAAAACAUUUAGUUUUACUGAAAUAUUUAAUGCUAUGGUGGAAUUUCUGGAUGUCAAGGCAAGUUGCUAUUAAACUGAGAAUUAAUAUUAAUUAUAAUUAUUAAGCUGAGAAUUAAACUAACGCUUGGACAAAAAAGCAGGCCCCACGUUGGGCGCCAGUUAUAACAAAUUUGAAUACUUACUCUGAAAGGGGUUGGGGACUAAUUGAUACAAUCAGAUAGGGGAUUGAUAUGGGGCUUUAUGAAAGGUAGUGCAUGCACCCAAUCGUACUUAUUUACACUUAUAUUUAAAUAUAAUACAAAUGUCUGGGAAUCUACAACAGACUGUUUAAAAACUAUCAACUUUAUCAUAAUCACCGGUCUGUCUAUAUCGAACAAAUAAAGUGAAUGCUGGUGAAGACGAGGUAACUUUUUUACGUUUUGCGCACCUUUCACACAAUACGACUUUGGUCGUUACGGCAAGAGGUCGUAUGACCGUUUGUCGUACUCAUCUUGCUUUCACACGUUACGGCAGUUUUCAUCUUAUUGUCGCAGAGAGCACAGGGCGUACAAUCAAUAGGGAAAAUGUCAAAAGUAUAAUAAUUACAAUUUGUAAAAUUAAUAAUAAUAAAAAUAAAUAAAUAUAAUAAGUUGUAUUAAUGUUCGAAGACACACCGAAAGGUGCCUUUUGCUCAUUAAGGAGCUACAGGUUAAAAAAAGAAACAAAAAGAUCUCUAUGAAGACUUUGGCUGCCUUCCAAAAAAAAAUUCUAUUUAAAUAAAUAUAGUUCAGGUUUAUAACACAAUUGGAGAUCCAUAAUCUACGUGUUUACUAUGGCCUUUUUCAUUGAUACUGUGGCAUUUUGGUACAUACUAUCAAUAAAGUAUAAUUCUCAUAUUGCAACAAAAUUACUGGAAAUAUAAUAAUAUGGAUAUUUAUUCAUACUUUUCAUCUAAAAAUAUUUUGUAUCUAUAAAAUAGACGAAUAAUUACGUAAAAUCUAUUAGAAAUCACCAUAGCAUUAAUAUUUUCGAUUUAACUUACUUUAGUACAAAGAUAUAAUACAACAAUGUUGUAAAUUUUUAAAGCGAGACAUUUUCAAAAUCUUUUAGUUAACGGUUAAUUUUUACUUUAGAUUUUUACGUGUACUGCGCCAUGUAGUUUAUAUUUUGAUAGAUACUGAUUGCAUGAUCAUUACAAAAUAAAAUAUGUAUGUAUAUGAUACUAAUCAGUAGCAUUUUAUAGGAUUAGUUGGAUUAGCAAAUGGAUUAGUUGUUCUCAAAAGGCAGAAUUGUCUAUUCCAGCGGUUCUCAAUCUGUGGUACAUGUACCACUGGUGGUACAUAUCAUCAUUUGCGGUGGUACACAAAACACAAAAAAAUCAAAAUAGUAGUACAUAGUGAGUCUUGUUAAUACAAUCUAAAAAUAUAGGUGGUACAAAAAAUUUUAAAAAUAACUGUAGGUGGUACAUGACUCAAAACGUUUGAGAACCGCUGGUCUAUUCUAUAUUAAGAGAAAAAUAUCAAAGUGAUUAUUGAUGCUAUUACUAUUAGUAUUAUUAUAUUCAAAGAUAUAUCCCAAUACAGCUAUGUUUUUUUUAGAAAAUGGGAUAGUCUGAAUUACACAAGGCGUAAAUAAUACAUUACGAGUAAAUCUCUUAGAUGAUUUUGAGAACGUCUCACUUUUUAUUCAGUUUCAAUUAUUAUACCUUUUAUUGUGUUCUGUUUACUUUGUGAAUUGGAAAAAAUAAAGUUAAACUUAAUUGUUCGGUCACAUGGUAAAGAAUAAAAUUUUAGAAGAUUAGAUAAUUUUUGGACCAUAUGUAGACGUUGUGAAGUUGUUCGAUUAAUCAGUAGUUCGGUUAAAGAAUUCAAUGUGCACGGUUAAGUCAAAAUAUUAAGUGAAACGUACGUCGAUGGUAAUAUCAUUGACACUGUCAAUGUAAGAAUUAGGAAAUGGCCAUUAUUGGCGAACGUAUUUUAUAAAGUUAUAUUGUACAUUUUCAUAUAUAAUAUAAUAAUAUAACUGUAUAUAAUAAAUUUAACGCAAUAUAAAUUAUAAAUUUCAAUAAACACAACAAAUGCGUUAAUGUCACUGUCAUUGAAAUUUGAUAAACGUCAAAAUUCAUGGUAAACAAGGUAUCAAGGACAUGCCAUGCCGUAUUGUUGAUCCUUGUUUAACUUAUUGUGGUUUCUAUGGACAAGCGGUUUAAUUUUGCGAUACUAAUUUCUAGAGUAAAAAAGAGACCUAGUAUAAAAAGUAAUUCGUUAAUAAUUUCAUGCAUGUGCAAAGAUACAAUGGAAGAACUAUACCAUGUUUUUGCUUUUUAGCACGUGCACUGUGAACUAAAUCAAUAAUGUAUUAAUACAUAUGGUUCAAAAUUUGUCUUUUCGAACAUUUUAAAACGAACUAAAAUAUUGAGAAGUAAAUACGUCUAAGGCUGAAUAUUAAAUAUUUAUAAAUGUAAUAUAAAAAUUGAUAUAAUGAAAUAUUGGGGUAUUUAUUAUCACUGAAUAUUACCUAACGUUUACGAAAAAUUGGUCAUUUUGAUACAGUUAUCUGCUUAGAUCCGUUUACUAAGAUGUUAGAGCGCUAGAAAUCAGAUUUGGAUCCUUAUAGCGCGUUUAUUACUUUCUUAUGAUUAGGAAAAGAAAAAUAUUUAUCGUAUAGGACCUUACCAUUCAUAGUUAUAGGUGAAUAUAUCCGCCUAAAAUACAGAAUUUAAAAUAUUAAAAUACAACAAAACAUAGAGUUAGGCACAUCAAAGAAACAUGAAACGUAGAUCACGUUUCAUGGAAAUAAAAUACUGCUAAAUAAAUAAACGUCCGGCGAUUUAUGAAACUCUCUCCGAAAAUAAAAAUGUUUUAUGAGCAUGAAUCACACUCGUUUCAUUGGUAGGCGGACUUCAAGAUUUGUUUAGCCGUGUUUUAUUUUCAUGAAACGUGUUUUACGUUCAUGUUUUACGUUUCAUGUUUCGUUGGUGUGCGGCUUGCCUAAGAAAACAAUAUUAGAUGAAUAUUGGUAGAAAUUUUCUUGGUAAUCAAAUUAUGUAAAUCAAAGCAUUACAUACUAGGUAGGUUUAUUUUACAUUUUGCAAAUAGGUAGGUACCUAACUAUGUAAUUUUUUAUUACGAUACUGAAACAUUUAGAAUUACGUACCUGUUGCUUUUAAAAACUAUUUAAAAAGUCACUACAAUUUUAAUCUUGGUUUUUUCUCUGCCCUCACAACAAUAAAAACUAAUAUAGUAUACACAACAUUUGUUUACUCAUAACCGACAUAUUGAACAAUUAUUGACAGUUCAUUGUAAUUAACCAAUCAGAGCACGUUUAACGUUUCAGCUGCGCCCAGGACCAAGACUUUUGAUGAAUUCGCGCAUAUAUAAAUUUACUCCCAACGCGCCUAAAGAAGUAUAACUUCAAAAAAUACGCGAAUUACACGCAUUGUUUUUGUUUGCUUGAGUUUAUCAGGAUCUGUUCAAGUAUGCUCCUUAUUUCAGCUGUGAAUAUAUUAUAAUGAUGUGCAUUAAAGAGAACUUAAAAAUUCAUGUAAGCAGUAAAUCCAUAACAUAAGAAUAAAUGAACUUAUUUUAUAUAUUCUUCAUUAUUGUAGCUUUCACUUCUACUGUUGACAUAGGCCUCUUUCAGUUUCUCCUAAUAUUUUAUAUUUUUGGUUGCUUUAAUAUAUUGUCUGUUAUUUUUUUUUGUAUCAUCGAUGCAUCAGUUCAGUGACCGUCUUACGUCAUUACAGAAUUUUUCUAAUCUAGAAUAAGUCUUGCUCGAUUAGUGAGUGUCCUAAUUCUAUUUAUUAUCAUUGACAUGUAAGUGGUCUGAAAUCUCUCUAGAAAAAAAAUGAAGUGUUGGUUACUGGUGAGGUUCUAUAUUGCACCAAUAUGUUUUUAAAGUACAUGAUUAAAUAAUAUAGGUAUAUUAUCUAUAUUUUAUUUGGAAAAAAUCGGUAUUAUGCUGUUAAAGCCCUUAUUUUUUAUUUGAGACCUUUGAGAUUUGAGCUGGUUAUCAAACUCAAACGGUUAUUGUCGACCACCAACGCAUUGGAGUGACGAUUUAGAAAAAAUUGCUGGGAGCUGGAUGAAGAAAGCUAGAACCGAGAGACUUAAAGGAGACCUUUGUUUAACAGUCAGCAGUAACGACUAUUUUGAUGAAUUUGAUAACCUGUAACAUCUCUCCAUUUGGAUUUACAGCGUUAGCAGAUACAGUUUGCCUCCAAAGCUGAAAAAUGAGUGGUUUCAAUUGAAGCUGUGGAAUUCAUUUUAUCAAAUUUAAAUGUGAGUGGAUGUCUUGGCGCCCAAACCUGGGAUGACGUGGAUCACUCUGUUGUUUCUUCUUUUCGAUCUCGGAAACUACUUUUCUUUGGAUAUUGGGAUGAGCAACUCAUUUUGUUAAACGUGAUGAGUUUGAGGAAAACGGGCCCAAACUGGAGUUGAGUUUUCUGUUGCAAAGCCUUGGCUAAGCUUCCCAACUUACGCAAGUUAUCAUACGCUACUAACUCUCAAGGAAAAUUUUAUGAUUUCGUUGUGGCUUUUAUUAAAUUUAAGUAUCGUAUGCAUCAGUUAAGUUAAUGUAAGACACCAUUUAUUUUUCCUCUACUUAUAGCCAUUUUCGACAUGCUGUACAAGGUUUAAGAUUGUAUUGCAGAAAGACUUUCAGAUCUAGAGCCAUCCUACUCCGGUAUUAUUUAUUGAUCAAUAGUGACAGAGAUUCUGUUGAUUAUCAUCCAUUCAAAAACUUUGGCUUCGGUUGGCGCUUUGCUUAUCUUUAAAAGGAUUUGUACUAUUCUAGAUUUGUGCCAUAUCUUAGCAAUUUUAAAAUUAAUUUCGUAUAAUUAAAAAAAAACGUUGACAUUUACCCAUAUGAAUUGCAUUGAUAAAAGUACCAACUUAAAAUUUAAAGUCCACAUUAACUGAUUAUGAGCGUAAAAUCCAGCUCAUCUUGCUGUGUAUUAAUACCAAAUACUAUUGACUGUAAACUGUAAUACAUACAACUCUUGAUAUUUCCCAUUAAUUUUGAGGAAGCAAAAAAAUAGCGCCAUCUAGCGGUACGAGUAGGACAACCAGAGCAAUCUAACCUUACAUUUAUAAAAUUGCUUUAUUAUUGUUUUUGUAUAAGUGUUUGAACUAUUUUUAUUUUAAUUUAAUUUAGCAAAUUAGCUUGUUAUUCAAAAAUUUAUAAAAUUAAAUUUGAAUGUUUACGUCAAAUUUUACGUUGUCAAAACGUAGUUCAACUCAAGCUGACAGUGGCGCUAGUGGCAACGUGCUUCCAGAUUUCUGUGGGAGUUGGAUGUAUUACAGUCAAUAGUAUUUGUUAAUACUCAAACGAUAAACGACUUAUCUUCUUCAAAAAACACAAAAGCUGUUUGCCUUAAACUACUAGGUACUAUUAAAAGACAUUUUAGAUGACAAACGAGAACGGUUUUACAUGAUGAACGAGAAAUUUGUUUUCAUGUAACGCCAUCUACAUAUGUAAAGCCACAUUAAUGUCAGACCACCCUUGUAUUGCAAUAUACAAUAAUACACAAUGCAUUGAACUGGAAAACAGAUAACUUAAUCAAAAUGACUUUUGUAAAUGAAGAUCGCUGUAUACAGUUUGUCUCAGAAUAUGUAUAAACAAUAUUGUUGCUAUAAACGAUAUAUUUGAUUUUAUUUACCUAAAAAUGCAAUAGAAUUAAUAACACAAUUUAUGAAUUAUUACAUAUUGCUGAGAUAAUCUGUAUUACGUACGCUUUGAAUGUAAUAAAAGAUAUUUAGCUUGUAUUCUAAAAUAUAGAAUCCAGACUGAUACUACUUUAUUUAAUUCUGUGGGAAUUUGAAUCAAGUAACUCUUCGAAGUUGCACAUAUCAUUUCAGUUCAGGUAAAUGAUAUCUAGCCGAUAAAGAAAUAUUUGUAGUAUUUUUAAAAUACGUUCAAAUAAAAAAGAACAUGAAUUUAUCUUGCAGAAUUUGUUAGACUUGAUUCCUUGAACAUUUUUCGUAAUGUAAAUAAAUCAUAAGUUUACUUCAUUCGUUUGCUAUUGAAAUGAACGAGUAGAAACCAAUACAUUAGUGAUUUCUUUUAUUCUGUUAUUAUUUUGUUUAUAAAUUUUUCUUUUAUCAGAUUAUUAAAUGAAUGUUGGAGUU